AUGGGCAUGGUUUCCGGCGAGUCCCAAGCCGUUCCUCACCGGACUGAUGAACGUUCGAUGUGGGAUGCCCUGAAGAAGAAAAUCAACGGGCUGGUCCGGAAAGUGAACGCGUCCAACGUCAGGGAUAUUUCCGAGGAGCUUUUAUCCCAGGACUUAAUUUGGGGAAGAGGGUUAUUUUGCUCUGCAGUUCUCCGAUACUCGCCGGAUUCCGAACCAGUUUUGGCCGCUUUGGUGGCUGCAAUCAAUUCGAGAUUUCCUGAUGUGGGUUACCUUCUGUUGAAAAGGAUUAUAAACCAGUUCAAGUUUGCUCUGAAUCAAAAGGAACACGCGGUCCAGUUAAUUCCCCUGUCGAAGCUCUUAGCCCAGUUAGUGAAUCAGGGAGUUGUUCGAAAACUUGUAGCAAUUGAGAUUGUGUUUCUUCUUUUGCUGGAUUGCACUCCCAGCAGUUUUAACAUCCAAAUUGCUGCUGGAUUUGUUGAACAAUGCGGGUCGGUAGUCUAUGCAUCUAAUCCGAGAGGGAUGGAUACUGUGUUAGAGAGGUUUCAAGAGGUGAUUGAUGAAGGGGAUUUGGAUGCAGAUGUGGUUUGUCUGAUUGAAAAGUUGAUCAGUAGAGGAAGAAGACGGAAAUUACGUGGAGGUCACAAUCACAUUGUGGAUGUUGUUCCUGCUGAGCUAGAUAUUGUGGAAGUUGAUGAUCAGGUCACACAUGAAAUCUCUGUUUUGAAUGAGUUGGACUCAGAGAUGUUCCUUGAUCACAUCGCAGUUGGAGGACACUUUCCUGAUGGAUCAAAACACAACGAAAGAUUGACCCCCAUGAAAGAACACCAUGAAGAAGCAGAGGACUAUGCAGACGACGAAGACCUGAAGAGCCCAACCGGCCUUCUUUCGGCUCCAAAAUUCCAGAGGCUGGUCAAGAAUUUCAAGAGUCUUUCUCAGUUAUUUGCAUACAAGGAUGAUGAGAUGGAGGAUGAAGACUUCAGCAUGGAUAUAGGAUUACCAACUGAUGUCAAGCAUGUCACUCACAUAGGAAUAGAUGGUUCCGCCACAUCUAUUCUGUCCAAAGGUUGGGAUAAUCUCAAAGCACCAGAUUUCCAUGGGCCUGCUCCGCCUGUUCAUUUUAGACCUUCUCCAGAUUUUCUGGCCACGCCAGCAAGAGCUUCUCCUCACGUGCGUGGUUGCUCUCCACUUAAUUCAACACCAUCCUUGUCUGGGACGCCAGCAGAAGUUCCAUUUGAUUUCCCUGCUCCUUCCAUUCAUUUGACACCAUCCCCACUUGGCACACCAAAACAAGUUUUUUCUGCUGUUCAGCCGACACGAUCCCCAUUUGCCAAGCGGCUCAUGCAAGCACAAGCUCCUUCCCCUGGUCGUUUGAUACAAUCCCCGCAUUCCGUUCCAUCAGAAGUUCGCCAACUCAAUGUCAAGGGAGCCUAA
Molecule: messenger RNA, 1431 nt
Organism: Oldenlandia corymbosa var. corymbosa
Lineage: Eukaryota; Viridiplantae; Streptophyta; Magnoliopsida; Gentianales; Rubiaceae
Source: the annotation of a GenBank genome assembly